Penicillium vulpinum is the source of this 999-nucleotide messenger RNA. RefSeq names its product Aminoglycoside phosphotransferase. Bases 1 to 999 code for a protein of 332 amino acids. NCBI's taxonomy places the organism in Eukaryota, Fungi, Ascomycota, Eurotiomycetes, Eurotiales, Aspergillaceae. The transcript is spliced from 2 exons. The record is from RefSeq and is a predicted model, not a curated record.
AUGAAACCACGUCUUGCUUACGACGACCAAGCCUGGGAAAGAGGGACGAUUGUCUACAGACGCUGGUAUAAGUAUCUCGAGGAAGACGAGGACCCCUUCAAUGCAGUUGGUCGCUUUCUUGCAACGCACUUUUAUCCUCGGGAAUGGCGCGAGUUUGAUAUCUUCGCGUUGGGUGGAUUCAAUGUCUGCUUUCGGAUAGUUUUUACCGAUGAUACAACCGCCAUCAUCCGGUUUCCAUUCCCUGGUAUUAUUAUGUUUCCCGAAGAGAAAGUCCUCAAUGAAGUCAGGGGACAGAAACAAGAGAGUCCCGCAAACCUAGGACCUUUUAUCAUCAUGGAAUAUUUCGAGCACAAACAGAGUAUCUGCAGGCUUCUUGAAAAUCCGGAAUCAGAUCCAACCGUCCGUCCAGUUCUUAAUCUCAACCUCGAUAUGGUCAGGCUGGGGGACCUCUACAGAAAAUUGGCCAAAAUCGUUCUUUCGUUGUCUACUCUUACGCUCAACAAGAUAGGGUCUGUUGGGCUUGACCCAAGGAGUAUGACGUGGAAGGUGUUGAAUCGACCCUUAUCAUAUUCCAUGAAUGAAGUUGUGCAACUGGGAACACUACCUCGAUCGAAAAUACCGAAUAGCACAUACUCUGAAGCAUCGUCGUACUUUGACGCCCUGGCGGAACUGCAGCUUUCACACCUCAUAAUUCAAAGGAACGAUUCCGUUGACUCCGAGGAUGACUACCGGCGAAAAUUUGUGGCGCGACUUCUUUUCCGAAGACUUAUUCGAGACCAGAAAUUGAGAGAAAAAUGGCUGUGCCAUGAGGCUGGCCCAUUUCCAAUCUGGUGCGAUGACUUUCGACCAGAGAGUGUCCUCGUCGAUGAAGCUGAGAAUAUUGUCGGAGUGGUGGACUGGGAGUUUACAUACACCGCCCCUGUCGAAUUUUCUCAUGCACCGCCUUGGUGGCUUCUUCUCGAAAAGCCGGAAUAUUGGCCUAAAGGGCUCGAUGACUGA